UGACAGUAACCAUCAGUAAAUUUAUUUUGAAACUAACAACAGUAAGUAAAAUGGUUGUGGACAAAAGUUCUAUAUCAGGAAAUGCACUGGAACAAUUCGUCUUGUUGGCAAAGAAUGCCAAAGGGCCGGCAUGCGUCGAGCUAAUAAAACAAGCGCUUGACGCUCCAGGUGUCUAUGUGUUCGGGGAGCUGUUGGACAUGCAAAGUGUCACUGAGCUACAAAACAGCCCGUACAAGAACGCCUUUGAUACUCUUACAUUGUUUGCCUACGGCACCUACAAGGAUUACAUUGCUAACAUUGGACAGUAUCUUGAGCUGUCACCGGCUCAGAAAAAGAAGCUGCAACACCUAACCAUUGUCACCUUAGCAACAAAGACAAAGUGCAUUCAAUACAGCACGUUACUGCAAGAGCUUGACAUGAAGAACGUUAGGGACUUGGAGGACUUAAUUAUCGAAGCAAUUUACGCAGAUAUAAUCCACGGAAAGCUGGACCAAAAGAACAGUCUGCUCGAAAUAGAUUACGCCAUAGGCAGAGACAUUAGAGCCAAAGACAUAAACGUUAUAGUCAAUUGCUUGGAUGAAUGGUGCAAGGCUUGCGAAGGGGUUUUGAGCUGCGUAGAGACGCAAAUUCUUCGCGCCAAUUCAGAGAAGAACCAGUCGAUCUCGAGGAAGAAUGAAAUCGAUCAGGAGAUCGUUAACAUUAAGAAGACGCUGAAGACGCAGUUGAUUGAAAGGUCUGAGGUCUCGGAUGAUGCAAUGGCUACGGAUAAUAGGGAGGCUGCGGCUUCAGGGGAGAAGUUAAAAAAGACACCAAAGCUAAAAGGUAUAAGACACAGUGGUAAGUUUUGGUUAAAGUCAUAAUAAAGGCAAGAAGGUAAAUCACUAUUUCUUACUAAGAUACAAUAUAUUUAAAGUUAUGCAAUACUGUUGAUAAAUCAUAAAAUUUAUUAUAGAGUUGUUUAGUACUAUUUUGUCCUUGCUAGAUAUAAAGUAGAAAGAUCAAAUUGUUAACAAUUUAAUAAGUAAUUCACUAAUAAAUUGUUAUUACUCA
This is a messenger RNA of Aethina tumida (small hive beetle), 1050 nucleotides long. It is a transcript of the gene CSN7, whose product is annotated as COP9 signalosome complex subunit 7b. NCBI's taxonomy places the organism in Eukaryota, Metazoa, Arthropoda, Insecta, Coleoptera, Nitidulidae. Gene Ontology annotation, cellular component: COP9 signalosome. Bases 51 to 860 code for a protein of 269 amino acids. Gene Ontology annotation, biological process: COP9 signalosome assembly. The transcript has 4 exons. The record is from RefSeq and is a predicted model, not a curated record.